Python bivittatus (Burmese python) is the source of this 1190-nucleotide messenger RNA. Lineage: Eukaryota; Metazoa; Chordata; Lepidosauria; Squamata; Pythonidae. The record is from RefSeq and is a predicted model, not a curated record.
GCGCCCACUUAAAAGAUGGCCGGCUUGGCCUCCUGGAAACAGAAGCGCCUGCGAUUUGUAAAACGCGAUUUGGCCGCUCCAGCUCACCGUAGCCCAAUCGGUGCCGCCACAGCUUCUUCCCCAUCCUCUUCCAAGAUGGUGGUACCUAGGUUACUCGGCAACCGGAGGGUUUGGGAAGGCUCGACGGCCUCCUUCUUCCUCCUGCAGCUCCUUCUUUCGGCGGUCGGGGCGAAGGAAGAGACCAUCACGGCCGACUUCGAUGUCAGACCCGGCGGGAUGGUUCACUCGGAUUCGAAAAGCCUGGGAGAUUAUACCUGCACUUUUACCUACGCUGCUCAGGGUGGGACCAACGAGCAAUGGCAAAUGAGUAUCGGUGUCAGCGAAGACAACUUGCUCUUUUCGUGUUCGAUCUGGAGGCCCCAAGGGAAAUCCUACCUUUUCUUCACCCAGUUUAAAGCUGAAGUGAAAGGAGCAAAGAUCCAGUACGCCAUGGCCUAUGUGAGUCCCAUCGGAAGCUUUGCUGGGUCUAAGGCUGGUGUCGGAGAACAGAAGGACAUCCCAUUAAAAGAGGAAGAAUUCUUUACCACGGAAAGGACAGUGGCUCACCGGGAGGGCAAGUUCCACUCAGAACUCUCCAAGGUGCUGAUUGUAGCCGAAAAGUCCCACGACGAGCUGUGAGCAGCGACCAUCUUGGCUUUUGCAGAAGAAAGGCAGUGGAACCUCAGGUUGCUCUUGGUGGGAACUCUUCUUUCUUGGAUCCUGAACUCCAUCUAAGCAGGCCUUUAGAAGAAUAAUUUGGGGGGAGAAACAGAAGCCACACACAUGGCCCCUUGACACCUGAACUCAAGAGGUCCUUCAACUGCAUUCUUCCAUGGCAUUGGUGGUGAACAUGAAACAUGUUAUAAGGAGGCCUGGGAAAUGAAUCGGGGACCCUGUUUCUGCAUUUCAGAUCUGGUGCUGCAAGAACAGAUUUCCAAGGAUCUGGUGGCAUCUGCUGGGACAAGGAUUUAGCUGAAAGAUUUGCAGAAAGUUGAUUCCUUUGCAGCUGUUGGUGUGUGCGCGUGUAUAAUCUCCUCCAGAAAGUUUCUUCCCCCCAACCCCUUCCCCAUAUAUUGGCGGAAUGGUCACAAAAUAUCACCCUGAGGAAAAGGAGCAAUACUAUGAAUAAAAGCAAAUUUAUAUCUUCAGAA